Homarus americanus (American lobster) is the source of this 916-nucleotide messenger RNA. Its product is annotated as N-acetylglucosamine-1-phosphotransferase subunit gamma-like. Bases 57 to 887 code for a protein of 276 amino acids. The record is from RefSeq and is a predicted model, not a curated record. Gene Ontology annotation, cellular component: Golgi apparatus. NCBI's taxonomy places the organism in Eukaryota, Metazoa, Arthropoda, Malacostraca, Decapoda, Nephropidae. The transcript is spliced from 8 exons.
UGUUAUUGGGUCACAAGAGUUGGUGGCUGUAUGAAGUAUUGUUGACGUAAACCAAAAUGUAUACCUCAGUCAUCUUAUUUAUCAUGUGUCUCAUUGUUUUGUCAAGUUCUCGAGCUGAAAUGGUUAAUCUAAAGGUCAUAAAUGAACUGCCCAGUAAUGGAUAUAGUAACCUACAAAAGCUGGAUUCAAAAGCAGAAGAGAAGCUACAACUAAGAAUGAAGCCUGCCAACUUUACUGGCCCAGGGCAUCUGAAGGACCUGGUUGGCAGAUGCUUCAAACAUCGAGAUUUGAAAUACGAGUAUGUGUUUUGCCCCUUCCAGAACCUAACCCAGGAAGACAUCCAGACUUACUAUGAGCCUUAUAAAGGUGUUCUUGGGGUCUGGGCUGACUGGAUAAUUGAGGAUGGUAAAUUUAAGAUGAUGAACAUGAUCGAGGGGAGUCCUUGUGGCAAUGGUAUGCAUCGCUCCACAAAGAUAACUCUUCAGUGUGGACCAUCAUCUGAAUUAGUGUCAGUCAGUGAACCAGAUAAAUGCAGGUACUUGGCAAAGUUUGAAACUCCUGAUGUCUGUGGGGAGAAUGCGUUGGUGGUGUAUCCACGGCUCCCUGCUGAGCUUCGCCAACGGUGGGAUGAUGCAGAACAGGAUCUACACACUGGUUUACUGACAAAAAAGGGUUACCACAAAGAACUGGAGAGAAUUUUCCUAGCUGCUAGUUAUUACUUGUCACCUGAUAUGAAGUCAUCACUUGUGCAUAAGGCAGCAACAGAAUCAAGCAAAACAUGCAAAGUUGAAUUAGAAGAAGCUCGGUUACGUAUAACUGAACUUGAAGAAGAGUUGAGGUUGAAAGAGGAGAUAAUUCUCGAGUUAGGAGAUGGAAAGAGAGAGUAAUAAAAUAGUUAUUCACAAUAUUUGGAUUA